AUGAAGAUGGACUCUUUCCUCUGGGAUGACUUUAGUCCUAUGAUACAGAACAGGGCCAUGGAGCAAAUCGUCACACCAAUGACUGUCCAGCUUUGUCAUCUGCUCAUCUCAGUGGAGAGGAGAGAUGUACAGAAUGAAGCCUUUACCUCCUUGCAGAAGGUGGCAGAGGAACUGGCCAAUGCUAGUGAGGAGUUUGUGCAUGUUGCCGGCAGGCUGGUGGCCGACUCCGAGGAGGUGUGGUUUCAGGAGGAAAUGCAGCCAGUGGCGGAGUCUCUAAGCCUCUCUGGGAGGAACAUCCUGAUGGUAACAGAGAAACUCCCCCUGCAGCCUGAGAGUCAGCGUCAUUGGGAGGAGCUAGUGGCCACCGCUCAGCAGAUCCUGGUGGACACUACCAAGAUCUUGCUCCUCGAAGACGCAGCAAUGGUGAGGAAGACUGUGCCCGCGGCUGGUUGGUGUCUGACGUGCUUGGAGGCUCUGGAGGCCGCAGAGGACGCCACGUCGCUGCACGCCUCGCUUGCUGACCUGGCUGCUGCGCUGCUGCAACUGGGCAGCCUGACCACGCGCUGGGCCUGGGACGAACGCCUGGGUCGAGUUCGCCACCGAUUAGGGUGCUGCAUCCCAGAGCUGCUCGCAGCCACCCGCGGCCACCUCCGGCACCCGUGCGAUCCGCAGCUGGUGGCUUCACGGCGCCGCGUCUUUGCUCUGACCAGGCAGAGCCUCAGAGAGCUCCUGGUUGUGUUGCAGCUUGGCGUCGCAGGGCCCAGUGCGCGCUCUCAGAAUGGAGCAUUGGCGCAUCGUCUGCAGAAGCUGCGACAGGUCCUGGAGGAGCCCGGGCCCAGUCCCCUGCGUGGUGGGCUGUUGGACGCGCCACUGGCCGCCGUGGUGUGGCACUGCCUGCGCCUAGCCGCCUGCUCCGCGCCUCAGGAGAGGAUGCACCUAGUGUCCCAUUGCCGCCAGCUGCUGCAGCUCCGCCCCAGGGUGCACCGGCCUUCCCAGCCCAGCUCAGGGGCAGAAUGGGAAGCUCUGCGGGCCGCGACUGAUGCGCUCUAUCAGGGAGUCCGAGCUGGGUUACUGCGCCAGAUUCUGGACACGUUCACAGAUACCCAAAGUCCUCUAGAGAGGCUGGUCCAGGCUGCCUUGACGACUUCCACUAUCAGGUCCCCGUGCAAUAGCGAAGCCCUGGCAGAGACUCUCCAGCUUCUCCUUGAUGCUUUCCACAACCAAGCGAAGCAAAUGAUCCGAGUGGCACGCUUGGUUUGGGUCUGCUGCCCCCAACAGCAAACUGGCAGAGACGUGGAGGCUGCCGCGGCAGGUCUUUGGGGGCUUGUGGUCAAAACGAAGGAACUCUUUUCCCAAAGUUCCCAAACACGUGGCCUGGACUGGAGCCCUGCCUCCCUGCAGGCAUUGCUUGAGGCCUGGGCCAGGGAAUCCGAACACCUCUUGGCAUGCUUUGAUGUCGUUCUCGAUAUUCCUGAAUUCCUGAGUUUGUCCAUCCAGGAAAUGACCGAACACUUGAACCUGUACACAAGGGUUCUGAGGAGCGGAGCGUCCAGAGAGUUUUCCAGCUCUGUGGCGUUCUUACGCAGAAGAGCCACACACAUAGUACAAGUGAUGAGCAGGUAUGUGGGUCAAGACCCAGAUCCCAUUUUCCGAAACGGGAUGAGAGUCGUGGUCCAGCAGCUGGCGCAGUCUUCCUUGACGCUGGCUGCAGCCACUGAAGGCAGCACAGGUGGAGGCAGCGCUCAGGACACAGGUGCCUUUUUAACUAUGGCAAAACAUCUCAUCUAUUCAGCUCAGCAAGUCCAUGAGGGGCUGGAUGGGACCAACCACCCAGACAUCCUCAGCCCGCUUCGAUUCCAGGUCCAAAGGUUUGAUAUUGCCAUGCGAUGGCCUUAUAUCAUUCUCCCCAGCCUCCAGAAUCCCACAGCUCCCACAAUGAAAUACCAGCAGGUACCUGGGUUAGAGGAAAGCGGUGCAAACAGCUCUUUCCCACCAGUAGAACCACUUUCCUACCGAGGGGUCCCUGACCCCUGCAAACAGGGGUGGGGCUCCCCGUUCCUUACUGUCCGCAAAGUCAUCACUACUAUGGAGAAGCAGGAUCACCGGGUAGUGACCUCACCACGCACCAACUUGCCAGAGCAGGAGUCGUCUGUGAAUACAGCCCAAGAAACCCAGGCUGAGGAAGAAUCCCUGGGGCCAGAAAGGACAACAAAACUACACGAAUUUUCAACAGUGGUACCUUUGAUUACUGACCUAGCCAAGGAGGAAGUCCAAAGCACAAAUACUAGAAGUGACAGGCUUCUGGGAGUGGCUUUUCAGCAAUCUGUGAAGACCAGGGAAGCCAGGCAGGCUCUGGUAGUCAGGGCUGGUGACUGGUACCGUCUGUGUCAACAACUAUUUCUCCAUAGCUUAACGGCUGAAUUACCAGGGAGCAUGGCAGCAUUUAUGGAGCUUCAGCAGAAUUUGGCCUCAAUGGUUCAACUAGCAGGCAAAAGUGGCCUGGUGAAGAGCCCUGACCCAAUGGAGCACCCAGGAGUGCUUUUAGAGCUACAAAGCAGACUGGAAAAAACAGAGAUCCAUGCUCAACAGCUGUUGGACCACGUUCUGUCCUCUGAUGGUCUCCAAGCCUCCAAGUUGAGGGAAGAGGACAUUGACAGUGAGUGCCUUCUGUGGGCAGCAGCUGUCCAGGACCUGGUGCAGAGCAUGGAGAGACUCAGCAGGAGACAAGGCCUCUUUCUACUGCCCCUGCAACAAGCCGUGAAGAACCAGAAAGGGUUGCAGGAAGGGUUAGAUCAGGCAGCAGAUGUUUCUCAAAGGUUACAAGAGGCUGCUGAGCUGUCUAGUGUUCUGUGUGGGGAUGAGCAGGUAAAGGGUGAGGUCUCCUUUCUGCGUGGGCAAGUUCACAUACUCACAGAUGCAUUGCUGGAGGUGGCACACAUCUUGGUUUCCUCUGCCAAGCCAUGUCCCAGUCUUUCCACACGCUUUGAGCUUCUCUGCUUGGAACUCAGCCUGCGAGCCAAGGCUCUGACUGACUAUCUGAGUAGUAUCAAUGCUGUCUAUGAGCAAAUGUUCCAAGAUGCUGUCGGCAAGAGCUCCCAGACAAGGAUGCUGUCUGUCAUCCAAGCUGUGCAGGGAAUCAUAGCAGGAGGUCAAGAGUCUGGAUCCUUCCAGGAAGACCUUCUUGUGUCUCUAGAGAACAUGCUCAUGCUCACUAAGGAGGUAGCAAAGAGGGUUCCUGUGCUCCAAGAAUACCCAGAGGAGCUGGGGUUGCAUAUGCUGAACCGGCUUCAGUGGGAAUGGGCAGCCAAGGCCCACCAUGCAGUGACUCAGCUCCAGGCCUUGGAAGGUUGUCACACUGAGGCCUGGAGACUCCUGGUCCAAUGCUUGAAACCCAGGGAGGAGCCAGCAAAGGGCCUAGAAGAGGAUCCCAUCCAGCUCCAGCCACACUGUAAAGAGGGUGCACCAGGAACCACUGAAGGGGGCAGUGGGAAUUCUCAGGAUGCUGUUCCCAAAGGCACCCCAGAAAGCUCAAUGGGGACCUGUGCAGAUGUGCUAGCCACCACUGGAACCACCACAGCAGACGUGAUCAUGCACCAGAGUGGCAGCCCCUCUCUGCCUUCUGCUCAGAUGGACCAGACUGUUCCAGACCAUGGCAGUGCACACAGUGAGAGCAGAAUCACCCAGAUCACACAAGAGAUGGCCAAGGAGAUGCUCCUGAUGGCUCAGAGCUUGAAGAAGAGAGGGCCAGGCCUGACCAAAGAUCAGCUCAUUGCCUCAGCCAAAAAAAUCUCAGCUUCCGGAAAAAACGUCACCAGACUCAUUGGCAUCAUUGCUAAGAACUGCAUAGAUCAGAGAUGUUCCCACGAGCUUCUGUGUAUGGUGGAGCAGAUUCAAACCAUGUGCAGCCAGCUCAGCAUCAUCUCCAGUGUAAAGGCCUCCCUAGCAAGAAGCAAGUCCUCUGAAGAGCUCCUUGUGGAAAAUGCACAGCGGCUCCUCCAGGCUGUCUCCAAGACAGUGAGGGCCGCAGAAGCCGCCUGUCUUCGGGGUUUGAGAUGGCCUUCUUCAGAUCCAGAGGAGCUGGAGGUUGCUGCCUUUUGCUCACAGUGGAAGAGGAAACUCCUACACCACCGCCUUCAAGAAGCCUCAAGCAAAGACUGUGAUGAGCUGGGCUUACGAAAAACAAGCACGAGGACCCUCCCCACGCUGGCAGCCCUGGUUCAAGAAGCCUUAUAA
Onychomys torridus (southern grasshopper mouse) is the source of this 4233-nucleotide messenger RNA. RefSeq lists its product as uncharacterized. Gene Ontology annotation, molecular function: actin filament binding; beta-catenin binding. Gene Ontology annotation, cellular component: adherens junction; catenin complex. NCBI's taxonomy places the organism in Eukaryota, Metazoa, Chordata, Mammalia, Rodentia, Cricetidae. Gene Ontology annotation, biological process: cell migration; cell-cell adhesion. The transcript is spliced from 7 exons. The record is from RefSeq and is a predicted model, not a curated record. The coding region runs from base 1 to 4233 and encodes 1410 amino acids.